GGAAGGCUCCGGCUGAGGCCGGCGCAGGGGCUGAGGGAACCUCCAGGCCGCCCCUCGCUCCUGCCGGCGCUCCGCUGCUUUUUAAUCAGCUCCUUAACGUGUCCGCGUGCUUCAAGCAUCUCACCUCGGUAACCGGCAGGAAUAUUUGUCGUCUCUCUUUUCCCAGUCUGUUAAACCACUGAAAAAAAAAAAAAAUGACAGAGACUUGUGGGCAGGAGCAGACAAGGUGGAUAACGACGGUCAUUAUGAGCACAGCUCUGCAGGAUCAUGAAAUUUCUACAGUUCUGCAGACGCAGCAACACCGAGUUCGAUAUUCAGAAUCAGUGGAAACUGGAUCUGUGAUUUUUCCUCUUUCUGGCAUUGCAUUUAUGCUGCUAGACACUCAAGACUUCCUUAUGACAGGGGAAGAAGAGUUUUCCAAAAGAAUUCAGAAGUUCAUAAACAUCCAUCGGAACAGCUUUCUGGUUUUGUCAGCUGCUCUUCAUGGACCAGAAGAAUGGAGUGUCAUGUUCAGGAUUCAGAGAAGAUUCCUGGGCAGCAAUUUACGUGUAAUACCAGUUCAUAAUCCUGCUGAAACUGUUAAAUUAAUGUUAACUAUGGCUAAGGUAACUUCCAAGCCACAGGCAAAUGAUACUCGUUGCAAAAUAGAAAUGACAAAAGCCCAAAUAAUAGAGAAAAGUCCAGUUUGGAAAACGCUUCAGGAGUACCAGUUGCACUGUAAUUAACUUAAUAUUUGGUUUUUUAUUUAUAAAUAGUGGCUACAUUUUAAACAAAAUAUAGAAUGUUCCUAAAAAUAUAGUUACAUUUCAAAAGACUACAUACAACAUAUGUAUUUGGCAUGAAAAUUUGUAUUAAGUAGCUAUACAGGGAAAAAUAUCAUACUUGAUACCAAAUGUGCUUUCCAGGGAGGGAAAAAUGUGUUUUAGCUGUACUAUAGGAAAGUCAUCCUUAUUUUUAACUUGGUUCUGACCUUAGAGGCUCAUCUGUUUAUUAAUAAUUCCCAAAAAAAUUUACCAUAUCUUAAGGAAAGCUGUACAAUUAAAGAUAAGGAUGAUCAAAACAAUUCAAAAAUACAGGUAUCCUUAAAAACAGCAGCUGUACGUAUGCAACCUUACACUGUUUUUUAAAUGUGUUACCUGUUAUGUUACUAAACUCUAACAUCUCAUUUGGCUCAAAGUUGAUGUGUUUUUCUUUAAAGCUGGUUUCCUUUGCCACAGUGUUUUUACUAUCUAUAGAUAGUAUAUUCUGUAGUGUUAGCUAUCCGUACCUUACAGUCCUGUUUGCAAAUAGAGAAGCUUGUUUGUCAACAUGAAAAUGUGCUAAUAAAAAUAUCUUUUGCUUAAACAGGGCUUUUUAA
Taeniopygia guttata (zebra finch) is the source of this 1357-nucleotide messenger RNA. It is a transcript of the gene C8H1orf146, whose product is annotated as chromosome 8 C1orf146 homolog. Gene Ontology annotation, biological process: synaptonemal complex assembly; reciprocal meiotic recombination. NCBI's taxonomy places the organism in Eukaryota, Metazoa, Chordata, Aves, Passeriformes, Estrildidae. Gene Ontology annotation, cellular component: chromosome. The record is from RefSeq and is a predicted model, not a curated record.